AUAUAAAUCAUUCACUAGAAGUAGCAGUAGCAGACCAGCCGCGCAUCUCUUCGGUCCAUCGCCGAAACAAGUCGCGUACCUUUUCUUUUUCCGCUAUGGCAGUCACUUUCUCCGACAUGGGCUCUGCUGCUGGCUUGAAAAAGCUUGAUGAGUACCUCCUCACUCGCAGUUACAUCUCUGGAUACCAAGCUUCAAAGGAUGAUAUCACCGUCUACGCGGCUCUCUCAGGGGCCCCAUCCUCUAGCUAUGUGAAUGUUUCUCGAUGGUAUAACCACAUCGAUGCCCUUUUGAGGAUAUCAGGUGUUUCUGGAGAAGGGUGUGGUGUGACUAUUGAGGGAUUUGCUCCUACAGAGGCUAUUGCCACUCCUCCAGCGGAGGAUUCUAAGGCUGCGGCUGCUGAAGAUGAUGAUGAUGAUGACGACGAUGUAGAUCUGUUCGGUGAAGAGACUGAGGAGGAAAAGAAGGCUGCGGAAGAACGUGCAGCUGCCGUUAAGGCCUCUGGAAAGAAGAAGGAAUCCGGCAAGUCCUCUGUGUUGUUGGAUGUUAAACCAUGGGAUGAUGAGACUGACAUGAAGAAACUUGAAGAAGCAGUGAGAAGUGUCCACAUGGAUGGACUGCAUUGGGGGGCAUGUAAACUUGUGCCUGUUGGUUAUGGAAUAAAGAAAUUGCAAAUUAUGUUGACCAUUGUGGAUGAUUUGGUAUCGGUCGACACUCUCAUCGAGGAACAUCUGACAACUGAACCUGUUAACGAGUAUGUUCAGAGUUGUGAUAUUGUUGCGUUCAACAAAAUAUAAUGGGUGUCUGUUGCUGUUUGGAAUGCAUGCGAUUGCAGUUUCUUGGAGAAGCCUUCUAGGAUGAUAUAUAAGCCUAUAUGUUUUAAGAUUUCUAUCUGUGUUUUUGUUCACUAGAACUCGAUUUAAGGUUUGUGUCUGUUACUUUUGUGAUGGAUAUUUCUCCUUUAUGGCUGUAUGGACAACUUUUCUUUCUGAAUGGAUCAUUUGACUAUAUGGAGUAUCAGUUUUGUCAGGCACUCUUAGAGCAGAUUUGAGCUAUGUUGUGUUGGUUCAAAAAAUCUGCCGAAUUAGGGAUUCAUUUGAAUGUAGAUCUUACAAUUUAAAAUAUGAUAUAGUGAUAUGUUU
Molecule: messenger RNA, 1139 nt
Organism: Durio zibethinus
Lineage: Eukaryota; Viridiplantae; Streptophyta; Magnoliopsida; Malvales; Malvaceae
Product: elongation factor 1-delta-like
Biological process (GO): translational elongation
Cellular component (GO): cytosol; eukaryotic translation elongation factor 1 complex
Molecular function (GO): guanyl-nucleotide exchange factor activity; translation elongation factor activity
Source: RefSeq, a predicted model, not a curated record